AUGUCUUCAGCAAAGGGAGCAUCCAUUGGCAUUGACCUGGGCACCACAUACUCCUGUGUGGGGGUGUUUCAGCAUGGCAAGGUGGAGAUCAUCGCCAACGACCAGGGAAACAGGACCACCCCCAGCUACGUGGCCUUCACCGACACAGAGAGACUCAUCGGGGACGCAGCAAAGAACCAGGUAGGUCCCACUUCUGUCUCUGUCUGUCUGUCUAUAAGUGUUUUUAAUAAAUGCUAUCAAAGUAAUAGUCUCUGGGAUCAAAUGUUGAUCAUAUCUUGUUGAUUUUACAUUUUAGUCAUUUAGCAGAAGCUCUUAUCCAGAGCGACUUACAGUUAAUGAGUGCAUACAUAUUAUUUUUCUUCAUACUGGCCCCCCGCGGGAAUCGAACCCACAACCCUCUACCAACUGAGCUACACGGGACUUGUUGAUGCAUGUAUUGUUUUGUUUACCCAAAAUAACAUUGAAUUGUAAUUAAUUUCAAUGCAGGUGGCCAUGAACCCCACCAACACUGUGUUUGAUGCAAAACGCCUGAUCGGCAGGAAGUUCGACGACCAGAUCGUUCAGUCAGACGUGAAGCUGUGGCCUUUCAAGGUACAGGGUUAGACGCAUACAGGGUUAGAUGCAUACAGGGUUAGACGCAUACAGGGUUAGAUACAUACAGGGUUACAUACAUACAUGCAGGUUUACAUACAUACAUACAGGUUUACAUACAUACAUACAGGUUUACAUACAUACAUACAGGGUUAGUAACAUACAGGGUUAGAUACAUACAUACAUACAUACAUACAUACAUGCAUACAUGCAUACAGGUUUACAUACAUGCAGGGUUACAUACAUACAUACAGUACCAGUCAAAAGUUUGGACACACCAGGGUUUCUCUUUAUUUUUACUAUUUUCUACAUUGUAGAAUAAUAGUGAAGACAUCAAAACUAUUAAAUAACACAUAUGGAAUCAUGUAGUAACCAAAAAAGCCUUGAAGACAGCUUUGCACACUCUUGGCAUUUUCUCAACCAGCUUCAUGAGGUAGUCACCUGGAAUGCAUUUCAAUUAACAGGUGUGCCUUCUUAAAAGUUAAUUUGUGGAAUUUCUUUCCUUAAUGCGUUUGAGCCAAUCAGUUGUGUUGUGACAAGGUAGGGGGGGUGGGUGGUAGUAUACAGAAGAUAGCCCUAUUUGAUAAAAGACCAAGUCCAUAUUAUGGCAAGAACAGCUCAAAUAAGCAAAGAGAAACGACAGUCCAUCAUUACUUUAAGACAUAAAGGUCAGUCUAUCCGUACAUUUUUCAUAUUCAUAUGUGUUAUUUCAUAGUUUUGAUGUCUUCACUAUUAUUCUACAAUGCAUAAAAUAGUAAAAAAUAAAGAAAAACCCUUGAAUGACUAGGUGUGUCCAGACUUUUGACUGGUACUGUACAUACAUACAUACAUACAUGGUUACAUACUGUACAUACAGGGUACAUACAUUAAAAUACAUUUGAAAAGCUUGAGUAUAUCAAUAGAUUACCUUGGUCUUCUCACCCUUCUAGGUGAUCAGCGAUGGUGGGAAGCCCAAAGUCCAGGUGGAGUACAAGGGAGAGACCAAGGCCUUCUACCCCGAAGAGAUCUCCUCAAUGGUCCUGGUCAAGAUGAAGGAGAUCGCUGAGGCCUACCUGGGCCAGAAGGUGUCCAAUGCAGUCAUCACAGUCCCAGCCUACUUCAACGACUCCCAGAGGCAGGCUACUAAAGACGCUGGGGUGAUCUCUGGUCUAAACGUCCUGAGGAUCAUCAAUGAGCCCACGGCGGCGGCUAUCGCUUACGGCUUGGAUAAGGGAAAGAGGGAGGAGCGCAAUGUACUCAUCUUUGAUCUCGGCGGAGGCACCUUUGACGUCUCAAUCUUGACCAUCGAGGAUGGGAUAUUCGAGGUGAAGGCCACAGCUGGGGACACUCACCUGGGAGGGGAGGACUUUGACAACCGCCUGGUCAAUCACUUUGUGGAGGAGUUCAAGAGGAAGUACAAGAAGGACAUCAGCCAGAACAAGAGGGCAGUGAGGAGGCUGAGAACAGCCUGUGAGAGGGCCAAGAGAACCCUCUCUUCCAGUUCCCAGGCCAGCAUUGAGAUUGACUCCCUCUUUGAAGGCGUCGACUUCUACACCUCCAUCACUAGGGCUCGGUUUGAAGAACUCAACUCCGAGCUCUUCAGGGGAACCCUGGACCCUGUGGAAAAAGCCCUGAAAGACGCCAAGAUGGACAAGGCUCAGAUCCACGAGAUCGUCCUGGUUGGUGGCUCCACACGAAUCCCUAAGAUCCAGAAGCUCCUGCAGGACUUCUUCAACGGAAGGGAACUCAACAAGAGCAUCAACCCAGAUGAAGCGGUGGCAUACGGUGCUGCCGUCCAGGCGGCCAUCUUGAUGGGCGACUCCUCUAAGAAUGUCCAGGACCUUCUCCUCCUGGACGUGGCUCCUCUGUCCCUGGGCAUCGAGACGGCUGGAGGGGUCAUGACCGCCCUGAUCAAACGUAACACCACCAUCCCCACCAAGCAGACCCAGAUCUUCUCCACCUACGCUGACAACCAGCCAGGUGUGCUCAUCCAGGUGUACGAGGGAGAGAGAGCCAUGACCAAGGACAAUAAUCUGCUGGGAAAGUUUGAGCUCACGGGUAUCCCUCCCGCUCCGAGAGGAGUUCCCCAAGUCGAGGUGACCUUCGACAUCGACGCUAACGGCAUCCUGAAUGUGUCGGCAGUGGAUAAAAGUACCGGCAAAGAGAACAAGAUCACCAUCACCAACGACAAGGGGCGGCUCAGCAAAGAGGACAUCGAGAAGAUGGUGCAGGAUGCCGACAAAUACAAAGCUGAGGACGAUGCCCAGAGGGAGAAGAUAGCAGCCAAGAAUGGGUUGGAGUCCUACACGUUCAACAUAAAGAGUAGUGUAGAAGACCCAAACCUGGCAGGGAAAAUCAGCGAGGAUGACAAGAAGAAGGUCGUUGAGAAAUGCAACCAAACUAUCUCCUGGUUGGAGAACAAUCAGAUGGCUGAGAAGGAGGAGUUUGAGUACCAGCAGAAGGAGCUGGAGAGAGUGUGUAACCCAAUCGUAUCCAAGCUCUACCAGGGGGCGGGAGGGGCUCCUCCAAUGGGGAGCUGUGGAAGCCAGGCCGGGGGCGGGGCUAGCUCUCAGGGCCCUACCAUUGAGGAGGUGGACUAG
Molecule: messenger RNA, 3170 nt
Organism: Coregonus sp. 'balchen'
Lineage: Eukaryota; Metazoa; Chordata; Actinopteri; Salmoniformes; Salmonidae
Source: the annotation of a GenBank genome assembly